AUGAGCGAGUCUCUCCGUAAUGAGAACGCAAAGGCUCCUUUAACCUCUCACGCCUUUACAUCAAAUGCAUCCACUUCAACCACGGAAGGCGAGAAUUAUGGUGAUGAUCGGAACAAGUUGUUUCAUUCUAGAGAUACUUUAACCUCUCCUCUUUCAACCUCGCACUCUUUGCCUUUUGGUUUAUCUGAAUCAGCCAGUGGAUUUUUCAUGUCCACUGAAGAUGAAGAUGGAUUUAGCUAUGAAAUAUCUCGAGUGAUUGAAAAAGAAGUGAUCAAAGAAAUACAAGAUAAAGUACGAUCUCAUAGAAAUGAGGUACAACACGCUGUGCCAUUAACAUUGAUGGAUGUAAUCAAUUGCACAAAAGAAGCAGCAGAAAGUAUCGCGAGAGAUGAUUUUACGGAGUGCUUUCGUCCAAAACCACCAGAACCUUGGAACUGGAAUUUGUUCUUGUUUACCGGCUGGUUAAUAGUACUGUGUGUUCGUUACGUUAUUCUUUUUCCAUUGAGACUUGUAUUCUUUUUAACAGGAACUCUCACUUUCAUAAUAGUGACACUGAUUUUGAUGGCAUUGAGACACUUCGGAGGAAGUAAUUCCAAAUCACAGAAACAAUCCAAUCAAGUCAUUUCAGAUGAAACAUCCAAAGAAGCAUCUGAGCAACAGAAACCAACAAAAAUUGGCACUCUUGAUUGGUUAGUGAGAAAAUCACUUCAAAUCUAUAGCGCUGUUUGGAUACAUGCCAUGUCUGGUGUUAUCAAAAUUCAUGGUGUGCCUCCAGUGAGAAGAAAGAAUCAGAUCUAUGUUGCAAAUCACACCUCUCUCAUUGAUUUUAUUUUAUUAACUUAUUUGUGUGGUGUUGCUACUGUGGGUCAAAAGCACGGAGGUUUUGUUGGAUUUAUGCAAGAUAAAGUUGUGAGCCCAUUGAAGAAUAUUUGGUUUGAAAGAUUUGAAUCAAGAGAUAGAAAGGCAACGUCACAAAGAAUUUUUGAUCACAUUAAUGAUCUUAGUAACCCACCCUUAUUAAUUUUCCCUGAGGGUGUUUGCGUGAAUAACGAAUAUUGUGUCAUGUUCAAGAAGGGAGUUUUUGAAAUUGAAGACGUAGAAAUUUGUCCAAUUGCCAUCAAGUAUAACAAAUCCUAUUCAGAUCCUUAUUGGAGUAGUCGUGACGAGUCUUUCAUUGUUCACAUUUUGCGUAUUAUGAAAUCUUGGUGCUUGGCUGUUGAUGUUUACUUUUUAGAGCCUCAGAAAAAGCUUCCAAAUGAAGAUGCCAUUCAAUUUACAGAAAGAAUCAAACAAAUGAUCGCAAAUAAGGCCAAAUUAAUUAACCUGAAUUGGGAUGGAUACUUAAAGUAUUAUUCUCCCUCUGAAAAAUUAACAGAAGCCAAACAAAGAUUGAAUGCUGAAGUUAUGAAGAGAAGAUUUUUGAUUGGAGUUGAAGGAAUGGUUAGAAAUGGAAGUACACAAUCUCUGGAUGGAAUGAGCAAAUCUACAUCAUUCGAAGAUUUGAACAGAUCGAAUAUCAACAGAAAGUCUGUUAGGUUUGUUGAUAACAGCAAUACUCCUUCAGAGAACAAGGAACAUCAAGAAUAG
This is a messenger RNA of Naegleria lovaniensis, 1587 nucleotides long. RefSeq lists its product as uncharacterized. The coding region runs from base 1 to 1587 and encodes 528 amino acids. Lineage: Eukaryota; Heterolobosea; Eutetramitea; Acrasida; Naegleriidae. The transcript is spliced from 2 exons. The record is from RefSeq and is a predicted model, not a curated record. Gene Ontology annotation, molecular function: glycerol-3-phosphate O-acyltransferase activity. Gene Ontology annotation, biological process: triglyceride biosynthetic process. Gene Ontology annotation, cellular component: endoplasmic reticulum.